This is a messenger RNA of Coffea eugenioides, 1639 nucleotides long. RefSeq names its product protein Brevis radix-like 1. The coding region runs from base 57 to 1151 and encodes 364 amino acids. NCBI's taxonomy places the organism in Eukaryota, Viridiplantae, Streptophyta, Magnoliopsida, Gentianales, Rubiaceae. The record is from RefSeq and is a predicted model, not a curated record. The transcript is spliced from 5 exons.
ACAAGAAAAAGGACAGAAUUUUGGAACAAGAGGAGGAGGAGAAGAAGGAAGAAAAGAUGUUGACGUGUAUUACGUGCUCCAAGCAAAGGACGGAAGAUGGGGGAGAGGAAAGCGCGCGUGGGACUCCCAGUACAAAAGAAGCCGUCAAAAGCCUGACGGCGCAGAUUAAGGAUAUUGCUUUGAAAGUAUCGGGUAGUAAGCAAGGCAAGCCGAGCAUAAGCCCAGGUGGUUUCAGAAAAGGCCGACCAUAUCCAGAUUUCGACACAAUUUCAGAGGGAGUACCCUACCCUUUUAUGCAGCCAGGAAGCUCAAAUUCCACUCCAGCUUGGGAUUUUACAAGAACUGGCCCUCAGUCUGCUAGCCGACAUGACUCAAGAUUCACUGGGGCAUUUGGUGGUGACAGGACUCCUGGCGGACAAGAGUCUAUCUCACAGUCUGGUGAUGUGGUGCUGGAAGAUGAGGAUGAACCAAAAGAAUGGAUGGCACAGGUGGAACCUGGAGUUCAAAUUACUUUUGUUUCACUCCCGAAUGGUGGAAAUGAUCUAAAGAGAAUACGCUUUAGUCGUGAGAUGUUCAACAAAUGGCAAGCACAAAGGUGGUGGGGUGAAAAUUAUGAUCGGAUCAUGGAGCUGUAUAAUGUCCAAAGAUUCAACCGGCAAGCUCUUAACACACCCUCAAGAUCAGAAGAUGGGAGGGAUUCUUCUUACUCGAGGCUUGGAUCGGCUAGGGAAAGCCCAAUGAUGACUCCAUCUGUUAACAAAGAAUGGACCCCAAGAAGUUACUAUAGACCUCCUGGAAACAAGGGUUAUUUCCCCUCUGAUCCUUCAGACCAAGGCAGCAGCCAACAUUAUAUGGCUGGAUCAAGUGCUUAUGCAUCAGGUGGCCCAAGGGGUGAGAUGUCAUCAAUGGAUCCAUCUAGAACGACAACCUCCUCCAGGGACGAGGCUUCAGCCUCAAUAAGCAAUGCCAGUGACAUCGAGUCUGAGUGGGUGGAACAAGAUGAACCAGGGGUAUAUAUUACUAUCAGACAAUUGGCAGAUGGAACCAGGGAGCUAAGGCGUGUAAGAUUCAGCCGUGAGAAGUUCGGGGAAGUACAUGCAAAGCUCUGGUGGGAAUCCAACAGGGAUAGAAUACAAACUCAAUACCUCUAAAGGAAGUAGGCUUCUGGAUGGAGUUUACUGGGGAAAGCGAGUACUAACUAAGUUGCCUGAAAUUUUAAAAGAAAACAUUCCAAUGUUUUAGGCCAACAAGCAUCUGGAAAUACCACCCCACCUGCCAGCCAAACAAACUACAGUCAAGAUAGAAUGAUCAAAGAGGCUCAGUCCUGGUAAUGGGACAAUCAGACUCUUCUCAGAAUGUAGUAUUGCUUACUUGAAAUGGCUCCACCCCAUGGACAAUGCUGUAAGCUAGCUUGGCAUGCCAUUUUUGUUACUAUUUAGUUAUCAGUGCCUACACCCUGAUCUCAAAUUCUUUUGAGCCUCGUCUUCCCUUAAAUUUUUUUCCUUUUUAACAGCUCUGUUGUGGGGAUUAUUUGGCUCUUGACAAAAUUCCAUGGUUUUGCUCUGUAAGUCAGCUUUCUAGCAUGACAAGAGAAGUUGAAUCAAAAGCAUGUAAUGCUAGAACAUGCAUGCUGUUCAUA